Messenger RNA from Melampsora larici-populina 98AG31, 3039 nucleotides. RefSeq lists its product as uncharacterized. The record is from RefSeq and is a predicted model, not a curated record. NCBI's taxonomy places the organism in Eukaryota, Fungi, Basidiomycota, Pucciniomycetes, Pucciniales, Melampsoraceae. Gene Ontology annotation, molecular function: calcium-activated cation channel activity. Gene Ontology annotation, cellular component: plasma membrane. The coding region runs from base 1 to 3039 and encodes 1012 amino acids. The transcript has 14 exons.
AUGUCGGCUACCGACACUUCAGCUGGAUCUGCAGCUUCUGGUUUAUUAUCUCAAUAUCAACAAAAGUUAACUGCUGUCACUACUGGUGCUGUUCUCAUCCAAUUAGUUUUAAUGUUAGCAUGCUCACUUGGAACCCUUUUAGCAUUCUCAAUCUUACGACCCAAAAACAAAAUAGUUUAUAUGCCAAAAUAUAAAUAUUCACAAGAAUCAAAACGACCACCUAAAUUAGAUGAUGGAUUAUUAUCAUGGUUAUCACCUUUAAUCAAAACAAAAGAAGAUCAAUUAAUGUCAAAGAUUGGAUUAGAUGCGAUCAUCUUUCUAAGAUUUUUGAGCAUGUGUCGUUGGAUUACUGGAUCUUUAGCUAUCUUAGCUUGUUCGAUUUUGAUUCCUUGUGAUUUGUUUUAUAAUUUACGUAAAGCUACGGAUCAAUCUUUUUCUACUAAUCGUUUGGCUUUAGUGACUAUUAGUAAUAUACGUGGAAAUUUUUUAUAUGUCCACGUUGUAUAUGCUUAUAUAGCUACUGCAGUAGUUUGUUAUUUGGUUUAUAUCAAUUAUAAGGCUGUGCUCAAAUUAAGAUGGCAAUGGUUCAGGAGUGAAGACUAUCAAAACGCGUUAUACUCACGUUCAAUCAUGAUGACACAUGUUGGUUCAAAACAUAUGUCAGAUGCAGGUCUUCAAACACUUUUGACACAACUACAAAUCCCAUAUCCAACCACAGCUGUCCAUAUAGGUAGAAGAGUAGGAGAUUUACCAUUCUUAAUAGAACAUCAUAAUCAAACCGUUAGAGAAUUAGAACAAAUCUUAGCAAGAUAUUUGAAAGACGGUCGAAUUUCUUCUAAUCGACCUACGAUUCGAAUCAAUCAUAACUUAUUGGGUUGUGGUGGUAAGAAAGUGGAUUCGAUUGAUUUCUAUACUAAAAAAAUUAAAUCUAUCGAAAGUAAAAUCAUCAAAACUCGUCAAGCUAUCAUGGAUCGUAAACCUGAGAAUUACGGAUUUGCUUCAUUUGCUACUGUUGCAUAUGCACAUCUAGUAGCCAAGAAACUAGAUGAUCGUCGAAUCAAAGGAGUAGCUCUCUCACUCGCUCCACCACCACACGAUAUCAUCUGGACAAAUUUAACUAAAUCAGAUAUAGUAGCUAUCAGACAACGUAUCAUUGGUCAUGCCAUCUUAUCAGUCGUGGCUACACUUUAUGUGAUCCCUUUACUGGCUUUGGCUUUGAUUGCUAAUUUGGCUAGCUUAACUCAAUAUGUCUCUUUCUUGGCUGAUUGGUCUAAUGCUAGUCCUCCUACCUUUGCUGCUGCUGCAGGUAUUGCUCCUCCGCUGCUUAGUACACUCUUACAAUUGGCAUUACCUAUGAUCAUGAGAGCGCUUACGAAAUUUCAAGCUGCAACUACUUAUUCAAAAUUAGAUAGAGCAGUCCUUGCAAGAUAUUUUUCAUUUUUAACUUUAACACAAUUCUUUCUUUUUUCACUUCUUGGUGUUGUAUUUUCUACUGUUGCUGAAGUCGUAGUUGAAGUAGGUAAAAAAGAUAGUAUUGAAAAGAUUUUUCAAAAUUUUUCAAAAUUACCUGAUAAGAUUCAAACUACUUAUAUACAACAAUCUAAUUAUUGGCUUACUUGGUUCCCAUUGAGAGGUUUCUCAGCUGUUUUGGAUUUAGCUCAAAUCGUUUCUUUACUUUGGAUCUUUAUUCGUACCAAGAUUUGGGGACGUACACCACGUGAUAUUAGAGAAUGGACUAAACCACCAGAAUUUGAUUAUGCGGUUUAUUCUGCAAAUAUGCUUUUAAUGCUGUUAGUUGCACUUGUUUAUGCACCUUUGGCUCCUUUAGUACCUCUCUUGGCUUCUGUGGCUUUUUUUGCUAGUUCUUGGAUUUAUAAGUAUCAACUUAUGUAUAUCUCUGUCACUCGUUGUGAAACUGGUGGAAGGUUAUGGAGAAUGUUGGUCAAUCGGAUCUUAUUCGCACUUUGUUUGAUGCAUGCAUUCCUUUGUCUUACGAUUGGACUUCAACUAGGAUGGAUGAAAUCGAUCACUACCCUUCCACCAAUCGCAAUCAUCAUUGGCUUUAAAUUUUUCCUAAAAUCGACAUUUGAUUCAAGAUUUACAUGGUAUAUACCCUCAGGUGCUGAAUUAGAAAGAGUUCAUCAACAUCAUGCAGAUGCAAGAAAGAAUCGAUUAUUAAAACGAUUCGGACAUCCAUCACUUACAGCAGAAUUAUUUACACCUAUGAUUCAUAAAGAUCAUCAAUCGUUAUUAGGAGUGAUUUAUAAUGGUAGGAUUGCAGAAGGAUCAGAGGAAUUUGAAGGAGAAUUUGAUGAAUUUAGAGGAGGAUCAAGUAAUUUAGGUAUCAAGAAUUCAUCAACUUCACCACCUGCAGCUUAUACUGGUGGAUUGAAAUUCGCUGCGAUUGCUCAACAUGAUUUGAUGUAUUCUAAACAAGAAUAUUUAAGAGAAAGAGAUGAAGAUGAGAUGUCAAUUGGAUCUUCAAAUGCACUUGGACCGAAUGGAUUGAAUACCGUCUCUUCUACACAAGAUUUAAAUAUUCAAGGCUAUAUGAGAGAUGGACCUGGAUUUGGAAAGUUUAAUAAUGGUAGUAGUUCGAUGAUCUUAGCAGGAAAUGAUUCACCUAAAAGUUCGUAUCAAGAAAUGCCUAAGAUGGAAAAUACUUAUGAGAUGUCUAGAGUUAGAACAGCUGAAAGUGAAGCUCAUGAACAAUUAUUGUUAAGGAAUAGUAUGAUGAGAGAUGGAUCAAAUUAUGGAAGUGGGUUUGGAACACCUGAUUCGUUUCAUAGAACUUCUUCUCCUUCUUAUCUUUUGAAUAAUCAAUCUAAUUCUUGGGAACAACCUUCAGCUUACAGAGGUGAAAUUCGAACUGAAUCGCCUAAUCAGAUGAGAAGAACACAUGAUUCAACUUAUGGAAUGUCACCUUCUUAUCAACAACAACAGCAGCAACAACAGCAACAACAGCAACAGCAACAUUAUUACCAACAACAUCAUCAUCAUCAGUCUUCCAACUCUUGGGAAAGACCUCCGGAUCGUUAA